Molecule: messenger RNA, 1599 nt
Organism: Lytechinus variegatus (green sea urchin)
Lineage: Eukaryota; Metazoa; Echinodermata; Echinoidea; Temnopleuroida; Toxopneustidae
Product: dnaJ homolog subfamily C member 25 homolog
Exons: 11
Coding region: 20-1015 (331 amino acids)
Biological process (GO): protein folding
Cellular component (GO): endoplasmic reticulum membrane
Source: RefSeq, a predicted model, not a curated record
UGAAGUGUUCAAUUCAAACAUGGCGCCGUACAGUGGAAUCGUCAUUUUGAUAUCAGUUUUUGUCACAUUUCAUUGCUGCGAUGCCAUGAUAGAUGGGCUUUACUGUGGCAAAGAAAAUUGUUACGACGUUCUUGGUGUCUCCAAGGAUGCAGAAAAGUCUGAAAUAGCCAAGAAUUACAGACAGCUCGCUAGAAAGUACCAUCCAGACAAGAAUAAGGAUGCUGGUGCCGAAGAACGAUUCCAAGCAAUAGCCACUGCCUACGAAAUCUUGCGGGAUGAGGAGCAGCGAAAAGAUUAUGAUUACAUGCUGGACAAUCCAGAUGAGGUUUAUAGACAUUACUACAGAUAUUACAGACGCAGGGUAGCACCGAAGGUUGAUGUAAGGAUCGUCAUCGCUGUCUCCAUCAGUGUCGUCUCUGCAAUACAGUAUUUUAGUUGGUGGUCUAGGUAUAAUACUGCUAUAAAGUAUCUGGUUACUGUUCCAAAAUACAGACUUAGGGCACAGGAUAUUGCCAAAAAGCAAGGUUUACUGAAUGACUCGGUCAGAAAACGAGGGAGGAAAAGCAAGGAAGCUAUGCGAGAAGAAGAGGAACAAAUUUUAAGACAAGUAGUAGAAGAAAAUGCUGAUAUACGGGGAGGAUACAGUAAACCAAAAAUUACAGAUGUUUUAUGGGUCCAGUUGAUACUGCUUCCCGUCACAAUAGCAAAAUAUUUCUACUGGUACGCUCGGUGGACGUGGAAAUUUACGAUACUAAGGGAGCCGUUUGGCCUGGAAGAGAAACACUACAUCAUUAGAAAAUACAUGCGGGUUACGCAGUUACAAUAUGAAGGUAUAGAGGAGGCAGAAAAGGAGAUGUUUUUGAAACGAGAAUUAUGGAUACCUGAAAAUUUCAAGGUUUACAAGCAAGAGAAAGAGGAACAGAUGAAAGCCGAUCUUGCUGAGAAUAGUCGAUAUAAAAGCUACCGCAGAUACAUGAAGAACCAUGGCACAGGCAGAAUGACCUUUCAGGAAUAAAAUGUUAACUCCUUGGAUGCUGAAUCCUCUAAUUCCCUUAGACUUUGUACCAAUGCCUCUCGGUUCCGGUAGUCUACAGUUAAAGGUGGAGUAAACCCCCCAAAAUGUGGUUUAGUUUCAAUUGAUCUAAUUCUGAUUCGUCCAACUACCAACUCAUCUACUAUCAUUUGGUCUACUAUCGGUUCGUCCACUGUCCACAUGGUCUAAUUGCCAUUUCGUCCACUCAAUAUUUUUUCUACUAAUCAGUUGGUCCACCAGCCAUUUAGUCCAUAUACCAUUUGGUCUAAUUGAAGAAAUGUAUAUCUCUCGCAUGAAUUAUCAUAUGAUGGUUGAAGGUUUAAUGAUGGUAUGGACAAUCGCGGAAGCGUUUUAGGGUGUUCUAAGUAAGUCCAGUGCCCCGUCUUACAAAGAGUUAUGAUUAAUCCAAUCAAUCAUAACUGUAUGGAAAUCCAUCAGUCAUAAUUUAUUCUAUAGGUAAUUUGCACGAUGUCCUUGGUAAACAAAAAAAGCACAGUGAAUUUUCAAGAAAACAAGGAAUGCAUGAAUAUAAAUCAUAGUUAGAAAAUAUUUUGAACAAAUAUGCA